This is a messenger RNA of Capronia coronata CBS 617.96, 1692 nucleotides long. RefSeq lists its product as uncharacterized. Lineage: Eukaryota; Fungi; Ascomycota; Eurotiomycetes; Chaetothyriales; Herpotrichiellaceae. The record is from RefSeq and is a predicted model, not a curated record. The transcript is spliced from 2 exons. Gene Ontology annotation, molecular function: iron ion binding; oxidoreductase activity, acting on paired donors, with incorporation or reduction of molecular oxygen; heme binding. Bases 1 to 1692 code for a protein of 563 amino acids.
AUGAAUGUUACUUUUCUCACUACGCUCCUAGGCGCAGUCUCCAUCGUGAGAUAUGCUCUCGGUAUCUACUUCACCCAGACUCCAGCAACAUUCAUAUGCCUUGCGGCAUUUCUGCACCUCUUUCUACUUCUAGUCUGCCUGAUUUGGCUAUCACCGCGCUUAAGUCCUCUUCGGAAACUUCCCCUGGCGGCCCAAGGUCCAUGGUGGAAGACGUUCCUACUCGAACCCCUACCCGUUGACCUGGAGCGCUUCAUCAACGAAACUCCCAAUGAUGGGCUUAUCCGUUACUUUGGUGUUUUCCAUGGCGAACGACUGCUGAUCACUAAACCCCAAGGUGUUAAGGAGAUGACUCUUCUGCAUGCUUACAACUUCAACAAGGUCGCUGUCGCCAAAAAGCUCAUUGGACACAUCACAGGCCGGGGACUCGUUGUCGUUGAUCAGGAGGAACAUAAGCGUCAACGGAAGUCCCUGAACCCGGCCUUCAAGUUCAAGUACAUCAAGAACCUCUUCCCAAGGUUUUGGUAUCACACCACACAAUUGGUCAAUUCCUUAGAGAAAGACCUCCACAAGGAUGGUAAUCUGUCUUCAUUUGCUACAAUUGAUGUCGAUCGCUGGAUGAUGCGUGCCACCCUCGACAUUAUAGCUGCCACUGGAUUCGGGGUCAAUGUCAACGCCAUCCAGAAUCCCGACGGCGAGCUCGCCAGAGCCACCCCUCUGGCCAACUCGACUGACCCCCGCGCCUCCUUUUUCCGACUGCUGGCGUUCCUGCUUCCUCAGUGGCUGUAUUUUCGCAUGCCCAUGGCAAGACGGUACGAAAUUGACCGCAUCAACAAAGCCCUCAACGAUGCCGUUUUGCCACUCAUCAAAUCCCGAAGAGCCGCGGUUGCAGAGAAGCAAACGCUUCUCGUCAGCGCCGACGUGGAAAAGUCUCCCUCCAAAAUUGAAGAGUUUGCCGAGACGGACGUCAUUUCCACUCUUCUUCGAUUCCCACAGCCUCUCUCGGACACAGAACUAGUGGCCCAGUCAGCAACACUCUUAGCAGCCGGUCAAGAUACGACUUCCGUUGCGACGACAUGGGCGUUAUACCUCCUAGCACGCCAUCCACAAGUACAGUCCAUCUUACGUGCAGAAAUCCAUGGUCACCUCCCAGCGCCUGAUUCGGACGAGCCAGUCGACGCGGCACUCAUUGAAUCUCUUCCAUACUUAGCUGCUGUCAGCAACGAGACACUCCGGCUGUAUCCUCCUGCACCGAUCAUUCGAAGAGAAGUUGUCAAGCCUGGCACUGUCAUUCUGGGACAACUCCUACCAAUUGGGACGAUCGUGGCAGCCAGCGUCUGGGGCACCCACCGCGCGAAAGCCGUGUGGGGUGCCGAUGUGAAGGACUUCCGACCCGAUCGGUUUCUACAAUAUGGACAAGAUGGAAAGAUGAGAUUUGAUGCCCAUGGUAGUCUGCAUGGGGAAGAAGCGGCCUACAGCUUCAUCCCCUUCGGAGCUGGUGUCAGGAGUUGUAUUGGUGAACGAUUUGCCAGAGGCGAGUUUGCAACCUUGUUGGCAGGACUCAUUGGGACAUUUGAAUGGGCACUUGUCGAUCAACCGCCAGACACCGCAGAGGAUAUCAAGCUGAACUUUGGCAUUGUCACCAAACCCCAAGGCGGGUUGUCAUUGCGUGUGAGGAAGGCGGACGGCUGGUGA